Trichoderma asperellum CBS 433.97 is the source of this 916-nucleotide messenger RNA. Lineage: Eukaryota; Fungi; Ascomycota; Sordariomycetes; Hypocreales; Hypocreaceae. The record is from RefSeq and is a predicted model, not a curated record.
CAAAGAUCGAUGCUGGCUGGUAGCAAGAGACAAGAUCGAGGACUGGACAGGGGAUAAUGCAGUGGAAGAGAAGAGGUUGAACGCAAGGAUGGAAAUGGCGACAGAGCAGCAAAGGGCAAGGGCAGAGCUAAAGCCGCAGCCAGAGCCUGAGCUGAAGAUGAAAAUGUGAAAAGCAACCAAGGCCAAAGUGAAGAUGCAGAGGGCAGACGAAGACGAAGACGCAGACGCAGACGCAGAAGCAGAUGCAGCGAUGAUAUGCUGAUGACGAUGUCGAGGUCGAUGACGAUGACGACGAUGACGACUGACGGCCAGAGCCUUGUGCGCAAUUGCGAAGCCGCGGGAUGGACGAAGCCGACUGGGCCUGGACUUGACGACAAUGUGAAGCAAGACUCAAGAGAGACGUACCAUGACUUCAGAAGAGGCCAACCUGAGGGCCAGGAACGUGCAGGAGCUCCAGCUGUUGCAAAGCGCUGGCGGGGUGCAGGGCUUGGAGAUGGGAGCCGAAGAAGGCGCGCGUGUGUGGCGGCAGUCGACCGUGCUGACGGAUUUUUUUUGGGGGAGUCGCAGCGGGAGCAACGGCAGCAGCCUCAGCGGGGGGCUAUAACGCGGUGGCCGCCUGUAUGGACUGUGCUAAUGGUCGGAGACACAGAUACAGACGGGAUUUUGUUAUUGGACCGCACGGAGAAUGAGGACGGAAGAAGCAAGAAAAAAUUAUGAAAAACGAGCACAGCGCCGCAGUGUCUUAUUGGCCAGGUCUUAGUAACCAAAAAAGUUGCACAGCGAGGCGGGUAGCUGUGGCGGCAUGGAUAAGAGGCGGACAAAGAAUGGAGCUUGAGUUGCAAGCCAGCAACUAUACGCUGGCGAUGGGUUUGUCAAGAAAUAAGAGAGAAGAUGCAGGUUUGGCCAGUAGUAAUAG